AUAUGGUUUUACAAAUGUUACUUAUACAGAGCAAGGAAUGCCUGUACUCCGUCCAUUAAUUACUCAACGUUAAUUUGAGGUAAUGAAAGCCGAAAUGACUUUCGAAUGGCUAUGCAGAAGGUAUAAAGAAGUGUAAUGGAAUGGGUUCUGCAGAAAGCAAUAAUGUUUCUGCACAUUUUCUAUGUUCUUGAUUUUCUUCUGCGACUGCAUUGUAAUGCACUGCCGCAACGUUACAACAUGUAUCAGACACAAAAUCGCAGGGUAGUGGAUGCUCUGCGUGAAAAUGAAGAUCCAUACGCCAUUGAAGAUCCUGGGACAUUUUACAAUACAAAAGUAGCUACCAGUAGUAGCAAUGACAUGAAUCUACCAUUUUAUAAUUACUAUCAAGGACUUCCUACUGAUUUGAGAUACUUACCACCAUCCAUACAACAACACCCCAUCAACGGAGUAAGAAGUGAACGUGUUAACGUUUUACACAAGGAACCUAGGACCAUGGACAAUUUUGAAAACUUUGAACAAUCCUAUACCUGGAAUAAGCCCAAGCCUCAUGGGGAUGACGUGCUGCAACAGGCGCAUGCAAACUGUAAUUUCCUAAGAGUAAAUGCCCUGCCUCAGAUAGCAGAUAACUGGAAAGUCUAUCAGGAUUGUUUAAAACGAGAAAUGAAUAAAGGUGAAUCUGGUAUUAUACUGCAUGAGCCCAAUGAAGAUCAAUUACGAGACUUUAACAGGAAUCCUCAGAAACAUCAAGCAAAUACUGUGGGGAAUGAGUACUUCAAACGAUCCUUCGACACUACUAAACAGAUCACGUUAGGUGAUAAAGAGUUUUUUGAUUAUUCACCUCUAUUCAGAAGUCAAAUUCUCAAUGAGAAACGAGGAAAUGCCGAUAUACUGAGAUUGGCACGAUUAACUACAACAGAAGGUUCGGUGGAUCUUAAUUAUGGAUGGUCGACAACGACAGAAGGAAAAGUUGUACGUUCCGUGGAAAGUACUGAGAAAGCAGUUGGUCGAAAAGCACAUUCUCGUUAUGGAGAAUAUAAAAAAAUAUUAAAUACAUUGCCACAGAGAGUUGUAAGGAUAGUUAAGGAUGAUGUUAAUUGCAAACAAAUGAACGGUCAAAAAGGAUUAUUUAGCCCUCUUUGUCCAUCGUCUAAUGAUAUUAACAGUUUGUUUUCAAAUGGUUAUCCGAAUGGAUAUUAAGUGAGGAUUAUUUAGUCCCUGUUUUCAAUAAAAUUUCAAUAAAUAAUACUGUAAGGAACUCACAUGUAAAUGAUUUAUUUAAUACAUUUACUGGUUUUACAUCAGUUUAAUUGCAUUC
This is a messenger RNA of Cephus cinctus (wheat stem sawfly), 1315 nucleotides long. RefSeq lists its product as uncharacterized. Lineage: Eukaryota; Metazoa; Arthropoda; Insecta; Hymenoptera; Cephidae. Bases 136 to 1197 code for a protein of 353 amino acids. The transcript has 2 exons. The record is from RefSeq and is a predicted model, not a curated record.